Closterium sp. NIES-65 is the source of this 1107-nucleotide messenger RNA. The record is from the annotation of a GenBank genome assembly. Lineage: Eukaryota; Viridiplantae; Streptophyta; Zygnematophyceae; Desmidiales; Closteriaceae.
AUGGCCUAUAUAUCUCUUCACUCCACCUUGCUUGCCCAUGCUCGUUCCUCCCUCCCUCCCCUGCAUACCUCAAUCCCCUUCCAACAACCCACACCUUUCCAGCUCUUCCAACCCAUCAAGGCAGUGCGCUACAGCAUGCUCCUCCCCUCGCCCUACCCCAUUUCCCUCCCUCAUUGCUUUCCUCAUUGCCUCUUCCUCCUUCUCUACCCUCCAUUCCACCACCCGAAAUCCCACACCUUUCCACCUCUUCCAGCGCAUCAUGGCAGGGUGCUAUGGUGUGCAAUGCAGCUCUCUCCACCCUUCCUUCUCUACUGCAUGCUCGUUGCUUCCCCUCCCUUUAUCCCCCCUUCCCUCCACUCCUGCCCUUCCUACCAUAAUGAAAUAAUCUCUGUGCCUCUUGCACCAUUCACAAUCUUCCCCACCCCACUCACCUCCUCCCACCCCACUCACCUCCUCCCACCCCACUCACCUCCUCCCACCCCACUCACCUCCUCCCACCCUACUCACCUCCUCCCACCCCACUCACCUCCUCCCAUUCCACUUAUCUCCUCCCACCCCACUCACCUCCUCCCACCCCACUCACCUCCUCCCAUUCCACUCAUCUCCUCCCACCCCACUCACCUCCUCCCACCCCACUCAUCUCCUCCCACCCCACUCAUCUCCUCCCACCGCACUCACCUCCUCCCACCCCACUCAACUUCUUCCACCCCACUCACCUCCUCCCACCCCAAUCAUCUCCUCCCACCCCACUCAUCUCCUCCCAAACCACUCACCUCCUCCCACCCCAAUCAUCUCCUUCCACCCCACUCACCUCCUCCCACCCCACUCACCUCCUCCAAUAGUGCCCCGUCCAUCCUUCCUACCCUCUCCAACCGUCAGCUGCUCAUUCUUUCAACACUGCCGUGCUAUGCCCAUCACCUCACCUCAUCUCAAAUGCUUUCAUCCGUCCAGUGUAUGAACCAACUUUCCCCCUCCACCUCAGGUCCUCCUCCUCUGCCCGCCAUCACCCUCUCGUAUGCUCCCACACCAUACCAGGCAAGCAGCAGCACUGUUGUCAUCGCAUCUCCAGGCCGCAUCCUUCCCUCUCUUCCACAUCACCUACACUGA